Helianthus annuus (common sunflower) is the source of this 1279-nucleotide messenger RNA. Its product is annotated as protein FAR1-RELATED SEQUENCE 5-like. The transcript is spliced from 6 exons. Gene Ontology annotation, biological process: regulation of DNA-templated transcription. Lineage: Eukaryota; Viridiplantae; Streptophyta; Magnoliopsida; Asterales; Asteraceae. The record is from RefSeq and is a predicted model, not a curated record. The coding region runs from base 35 to 1279 and encodes 414 amino acids.
UUCUACUCCCCUGUUCAUUUCUCCAUUAAUAUCCAUGGAGACAAAUCCACCAACCUCAGAAUUAAUGUCGCCGGUCCAUAGUUUCCCCAACCGGUUCUUUUGCAGCGACUUCCAAAAUGAUGAGGAAUUUAAUGCUCCAGCUUCUGUAUACACUUAUAUGCAUGUUGAUUGUUCUCGGUCAUCUGAAGCCCCUGUUAGAUCCCCGGAUGUUGUGAUAUCCAACAAUUUCAUGAACAGCGCGUUUAAUGAUGACCAGGUUAUGGAUAAUGAAGAAGCAUCCCAAGAUUCCCAUAUGCAGGCCAUGACUGUUGCUGUUUCUGGAUCAUCUCAUGGUCCUUCUAUGUUUGCUGAAUCAUCACGCGGCCAGUUAGACGGGCCAUCGAAUCCAUACUUUGUUUUUGAUACCCCUCAGGGAACCCGUUAUUGGAUUCCUAACGUCGCUGAUAAGUUCAUACCAGUGUGUGGGAAAUCUUAUCCAACUUUUGCAGAUGUUCUUUCCAUGUAUGAACUUUAUGCGUUUGAAGCAGGUUUUUCUGUAAAAAAAGGGCAAACUAAAGUCUGGAAUGGAAUUCCCACACACAAGUAUCUUCGAUGCUCAAAAUAUGGAAAACCACAACCAAAGAGGACUUUUGACACCCUAGAUGAAUCUUCUGUUAAGCACCGGAGGACCAACUUCACAUGGUGUGACUGUAAGGCAAGCAUACUAGUCUCGAUCUCGAAUGAUUCAUACACAGUUCUGAGUUUCAAUGAUAUUCAUAAUCAUGAACUUGUUGAGAGUUACAACCGUGAUCUUAGCAAGAUAUCACGGAAGCUGUCAUUCUCCACGAAACAAUUCAUUCACAAUAUGAGUCUAAACCGCAUCGGACCAAUGAGAGCUUAUAGAUGUCUUGUAGCUUUAAAAGGAGGGCAUCACAAUGUCAAUGGGACUCCGGUGGAUUUUAAAAACUUUAGCCACCAGUUGCGAAUUUUUAUUGGUCAACGCGACGCACAAGUUUUCCUUGAACGCCUGCGUGAGCGUUUUGACAACCUACCCAACUUCUAUUUUGAUUACACUGUAUCAAAUGGAAAGUUGUCUUCUGUAUUCUGGGCUGAUGAGAUUUCAAAGCUAAACUACAAAGCUUUUGGCGAUGUCCUCGCGUUUGACGCAACUUACAGCACAAACAGGUACAAGAUGGUUUUUGUGCCAUUCACGGGUGUGGAUCAUCAUUUCCAAUGUGUUACAUUUGGAGUGGGCUUUCUUGAAGGCACACGGUACUCAACCAACUCUCGUGCUGAGUGA